This is a messenger RNA of Xiphophorus couchianus (Monterrey platyfish), 8729 nucleotides long. RefSeq names its product contactin 3b (gene cntn3b). Gene Ontology annotation, cellular component: axon; plasma membrane. The transcript has 23 exons. Gene Ontology annotation, molecular function: cell-cell adhesion mediator activity. The record is from RefSeq and is a predicted model, not a curated record. Gene Ontology annotation, biological process: cell-cell adhesion; axon guidance; brain development. NCBI's taxonomy places the organism in Eukaryota, Metazoa, Chordata, Actinopteri, Cyprinodontiformes, Poeciliidae. The coding region runs from base 697 to 3777 and encodes 1026 amino acids.
GAACAAUAAGCAUCCCGACAUGAGUUGAGUUCCUGCUAUGGGCUGGUGGCGCAUUACAGUGUGAGUGGGGGUGCGCGCGUGCGCGCGUGUGUGUGUGGUGGGGUUGCUUUUCUUUUUCACGCGUCACCAGUGGGCGCUUUUUGCUGCGCACAUCAUAGCGAGCAGAGCCCGGGGAUGCGCGCAACGCGAGCAUCGCCUCAGUCAGUCAGCGGCGCCGCAGCUGUCCUCCCCUCUCUCUUCUCUCUCUCUCCAUUUCUUUCCUUCCAGGCUGCAUCGUUUAGGAGCGCACGCGACGCAGGAGCUCGAGGAAACGCGUCGCCCCCUGCGCCCCCCCUCAGAUUCCUCACAUUCCCUCCUGAUUGUUGGAUUAUCGGAGGCAGAGAGAGGGGCUGCGCUCGUCCGAUCCUGUCCGAGUCGGCCGGCUGCGAUUUCUUCUCCCGGAGCAAAGAGCGCCUUCUUCCUUUCUUUUUUCUUUCUUUUUUGUUCUUUUUCUCCCCCACCAAAAGAGUUGCAGUGUGUUGAGAGAGAAAUGCUUUUGAGCCACUGAAUCUAACGGAUACUGGACUUACAACUCGAGCAGGUUGAUGAAGAGGAAAAAAUCUGCAUCGUAGCAGCUAUUAAAUUCUUUUAUUCAGCGGAGAGCAUUCCAUUCAGAAGCAAUUGGAUGAGAGACUCAUUAGCCCUCGGCAACUAAAGAUGAUGUUACCAUGGAAACAAAUUGUUCUGCUAUCAAUCACCGGAUGCCUUGCAGCCUGUACAGAGGAUGUCAUAUUUCAAGGGCCAAGAUGGAGGACGGAGCCUGGUGACCUCAUUUUGCCGAUCAACACCCCGGACCACCAGGCGACUAUUGCCUGUGAGGCGGAAGGGAGCCCCCGGCCUCGGUACAGAUGGUCACUAAACGGAACGCUCAUUGAUCUGGGGAGCGACUACCGGCGUCACAUGUCUGGAGGCAGCCUGAUCAUUAGGAACCUGGACAAAGAUCAAGACAGCGGGAUGUACCAGUGCACGGCUUUCAACACGCUGGGCUCCAUCCUGAGCCGCAGAGCCAGCAUCCAGUUCGCAUAUCUCGACAGCUUCAAAACGCAGUCGGUGAGGAGUGCAGUGAACGUCCGUGAGGGCCAAGGAGUGGUUCUUUUAUGUGGAGCUCCCCCACAUUCUGGAGAGCUGACAUUUGCGUGGAUCUUCAAUGAAUACCCGUACUCCGUCCAACAAGACAGCCGAAGAUUCAUCUCCCAAGAGACCGGAAGCCUGUAUAUAGCCAAAGUGGAGCCCUCUGAUGUGGGCAACUACACUUGUGUGGUGAACAACACAGUCACAAAGCAGAAAGUUCUCAGCUCCCCAACACCACUAGUCCUCAGGAGUGACGGUGUAAUGGGUGAGUAUGAGCCCAAAAUAGAAGUUCAUUUUCCAGAUUCGGUUCCAGCUGCAAAAGAAUCUGUGGUCAAACUGGAAUGUUUUGCUCUGGGAAACCCUGUCCCAGAAAUAAGCUGGAGGAGAACAAGCGGUGUCCCUUUCCCCAGCAAAGUCAAAAUGAAGAAUUCGAAUGCCGUCCUUGAAAUCCCUAAUUUUCAGCAGGAAGAUGCAGGGAUGUAUGAGUGUAUCGCAGAGAACCGGAGAGGCAAAAACGCUGCUCGAGGUCGGAUUUCUUACCAUGCUAAACCUCAGUGGCUCCAGACAAUAACAGACACGGCUCGGUCCAUCGAGGAGAACCUCUUCUGGGAGUGUAAGGCCAAUGGAAAGCCAAAACCGUCCUACAGCUGGCUGAAGAAUGGCGAGCAAGUGGUGGCUGAGGCCCGGGUACAAAUUGAAAACGGAGCCCUCUCCAUAACCGCGUUAAACCUAUCAGAUUCCGGGAUGUAUCAGUGUGUGGCCGAAAACAAACAUGGCAGUAUUUAUUCCAGUGCCCAGCUAAUGGUGUUAGCUUCAGCUCCCAGUUUCUCCAGAAGUCCAUUAAAGGCCUUGCUAAAAGCUCGCUCAGGCAGCGAAGUCACUCUGGAAUGCAAGCCUCAGGCCUCGCCCCCAGCAAUUAGCUUGUGGAAGAAGGGAAACGAGAUUCUGCAGAGAACCGAAAGGAUCACUCUGCUGCCAAAUGGAACUUUAAAAAUUGCUAAUGUAACCAAACGGGAUGCAGCUAGCUACACGUGCAUCGCCAAAAACCAGUUUGGAACAGCAAGCGCAACUGGGAAGCUCCUCAUCACCGAGCCCACCAGAAUCACCAUGAGGCCCACUAACAUGGAGAUUAUUGUUGGCGAGAGCAUCGUGCUGCCCUGCCAGAUCGCUUCUGAUCCAGCUCUGGACGUCUCCUUCUCGUGGGCGUUCAACGGCCAGCUCAUCGACUUCCAGAGAGACGGUGACCACUUCGAAAGAGUGGGUGGGACUGUAUCAGGGGAUCUGAUGAUCCGCAACAUCCAGCUGAGCCACGGAGGGAAGUACGUGUGCGUCGUUGACACGGACGUGGAGAGCCUGUCCACCUCUGCCAUCCUGGUUGUCAAAGGUCCUCCAGGCCCUCCGGACAAAGUCUCAGUGGAGGAAAUCACAGACAGCACAGCCCAGCUGUCCUGGACGCCUGGAAGAGACAACGGCAGCCCCAUAACGGGCUACAUCGUUCAGGCUCGCACACCGUUCACUGUGGGCUGGCAGGCCAUAGACACAGUCCCGGAGGUUGUCAAUGGCAACAUGCUAACUGCCACUGUGGUCGGUCUGAAUGCCUGGGUGGAGUACGAGUUCAGGGUGGUGGCCCGGAAUGUUGUGGGCCUCGGAGAGCCGAGUCCAGCUUCGGCCAAGACCAGAACAGAAGAUGCUAUUCCUGAUACAGCUCCCCCUGAUGUUGGAGGUGGCGGCGGCACAAAGUCUGAAUUAGUGAUAACAUGGGAGCCUCUGCCUGAAGAACUGCAGAAUGGCGACGGCUUUGGCUACGUUGUGGCCUUCAGGUCAGCUGGUGCGGUCACGUGGACGCGGGCGGUGGUCUCUGCGCCCGCCGUGUCUCGCUAUGUGCUUCGCAACGACACCAUCCCGCCCUUCUCGCUGUUCGACAUCAAGGUGGCGGCCUACAACAACCGAGGGGAAGGGCCGUUCAGCUCCAUAGCCACGGUGUACUCGGCAGAAGACGUCCCCAGUGUGGCUCCUAAGAGGGUGAGGGCCCGGAGUUUGUCAGCGGCAGAGAUUGAAGUGAUCUGGGAAACUCUCCCUUCCCUCCCAGAAAGAAUUCUUGGAUAUGAGGUGAUGUACUGGGAAGACGACACCAAGCCUGACACUGUUGGCAAAGUGCGGAUAACAGGGAACUACACACAGGUUAACAUCACGGGGCUGAAAGCCAACACGGUGUACUACCUCUCUGUGGCUGCCUUCAACACGGCCGGGCCCGGGCCGCAGUCGCCGCCCAUUAACAACACCACCAGGAAACCACCACCAGACAGGGCUCCACUCAACAUACAAUGGAGCAUGAUUGGCUCCUCACUAACGCUGCACUGGGACCCCGUAGUUGCCACGGAGAUCGAGUCAAAGGUGACCGGAUAUUUGGUGAUACUGAAGAGACACCGAUACAACGACAUCCACACCACCUUCACCAACAGAACCUCGGCUGAGCUCAGCCUCUCGGCCGGCGACAACUAUCUCAUCCAGAUCAAGGUUCUGAGCGAAGGCGGCGAAGGCGUGGGCAGUGAACCCAUACACAUCCACAAAUUAAGCAUGGGAGCUCGGGGUUCUGGAGCCAGCGGUCUCAGACGGUUGUCUUGCUCCUUCGUCCUUAUUGGUGCAUUCUUAUGCUCCGUCUGGUGAUGUCACGCCUCCGCCUGUCUUCUGUCAUCCCUUCAUUCAGCUUAAACCCCCUAAGAUGGAUAAAGAUCCAGGUUUCAGAAGGGCGAAACGAACCAGACCAUACUGAACUUUGUUUAAAUAGCCUUCCAAAAAGACAAGUGACGAAUCACUUGCAUGAUUUUUUUUUUUCUUGCUUGCAACUUCUUCCUUUGACAAAAAAGUGCCACUGUCCUCGAGAUUUAAUUUUAGAAGUUGCUUCUGUGCCCCGAAUUGACCUUGGUUCAUAAUUUUAGAGAUGGAAUUCCCUUAAAAUCCACUUUGAUGAAAUGGUCCAUACCAAAGUAGGUAACAGUGGCUGCUUCAACGUUAAACAAACAUGUUUGCAAAAAAAUAAUACAUUUCUCAUCACAAUGUAGUUUACAUAUUAAUCAUUGGCUGCGCCCCUAAUUGACCAUGUCAGGUUACCCUAAGAGCAUUCAUUCAGAGCAUGUGGUUCACCAAACUGAUGGUAAUGCCUUGGAAAACUAUUCACACCCUUUGAACUUUUUUCUAAUUUCUACCUUUUUCAGAAAAUCAACAUCAGUAUAUUUUUAUUAAUAUCUUAUUUGACAGACUAAACAAGUGGAGCACAUAAAAUGGAAGGAACUGCUUUCAAAAACUUACUAGCGAUGCACUGAUAUGAUAAUUUGGGUCGAUAUCUGAUAUUAAUAUUGCUCGUGGCAGUCGAGGAUAUUGCUGGCAAACUGUUAAUAAACCCUUGCUAGCUAACUAGAUGCUUUUUUUCUAUUGUUGGCAAUUGAUGGUCAGUUGGGCUGGAUGACAUUCAUCUUUGCCUCCUUCUCACUUGUGUUGGAACCCAUUCAAUGUUACGUGACAUUGGGCAAACAAGCUCGGCUCUACUACAUUUAACAUAAAAUAUGUAAUUUUCUUCUGUACAUUGUCAUGAUGCAAGUCUUAAAUUGCAUUCAUACUGGUCUUAAAAAGUCUUAUAUUUGUUCCACUCCCCAGUUAUGUGCUACUUUGUGUUGGCCUAUUUCAGAAAAUGCGAACAAAAUACAUUGUAUUUAUGUAACUUUUUUUUUAAAAUAAGAAAUAAAAAACGUCAAGGGGUUUGGAUACUAUUGCAAGGUGCUGAAGUCAUAUCCAUUGCAGCUAUGGAUAGCUUUCCCAGGCUUUGUCAAAUAUACGAAUGCUGUAUAAUUGAUCAGCUGUGCCUGAAACCCACUUAUCUCUGACAACUGAAAUAUUAUUAAAUCUGUUAGAGUCACAGGCUCGUGAGCUUUAGAGCCCUUCCACAACACUCUGAUAGGUCUUGGCAUUUUGCUCUCCAUCUCAUGCUCCUCUAAAUAAUUAAUGUCUAUCACACUCUGCAUUCUAAGUCCAGUGGGGGAAAAAAAAAGAAGAGCAGACGUGUGGUGUAGCUACAUCGAGCCGAUCUCUCGUGUACUGUUCCAUCUCUGCAUUGAGAUGGCCGGCGUUCUACGAUGAGUACCUGCCACUGCGCACAAUGGACCGCCAGAUAACAGUGCCUUCACUAGAGCUUCACCCCAGCGUUUUUCUUUCUUUCUUCUCCCCUUUAGAUAGAGUACAGAAGGAUUCAUGUUGCGACAGGGGAAUUGUUUCUUUUCUGAAGAGUAUCGCCAACAAAAGACAGGAAGCUCGGAAUGUAAGAAGCAGGCCCUCAACAGAAAUGGCUGAUUAAAUUUUCAUCAGGGCAGGGAGCAUCUUUGAUGAAAAAAAGGUUGGCUGAUUCACAAAAGCUUCAAUAGAUUUCAAUUUUCGGUCAUAGUGUUUACGACCUGGAGUAUAAUAAACGUACAACUCCAUCCGUAUCAUGAUUUAGGAGCUAUUAAUGUAUGGGGUAAUGACAGGGUUUUGAGUGUAAGCGGUGUGCAAGGUGUGGCUGUCUAAAAUCACAGCCAGCCUCACAUUUUACCUCCAUUUGUUGGACUCGCUUAGCUGAAGAGUUAACACGGGAACAUUAGCGCUCUGCUGAGGAAGCUCCCGUUUUCCUGCCUGUCGUCAUCUGAACUGGAACCGAGGUUUGAUUCGUUUGGUCCGGGCAACGUCAGCCUGGAAGGAUGGACGGUUGGACUUUGAAAAUUUAAUUAUUGUGCCUUUGCCAAAUGUUGGGGUUAUGUACAGUUCUAAGCUUACAGCCUUUUUUUUGUUUUUGUCUGGAUUUUGAACUUUCUAGCCCUCCCAAAAAACCUCAAACAGUCAAACAGAAGCACAAGGACUUGUCAGCGACUGGCAUCUAAGCAAGUGUUGUGGGACACCAGAGGAAUCAUAAAGCUCUGAACAGCCGACGUGAUCAGGCUGGAUUCAUAAAACUCUGCGCUCAUUGAUUAGACUCCUGCAGACCAGUCAAUGGGUUAUUGAUUUUCCUGGCCCAUUAUUGCUGCUGUCACAAUUCGGCCGUUUGACUGACUGAUGGCCGAGCCCUUAUGCACCUGUUCUAUUGUGUUACAGUCUGUAAUGUUUUAAAUGUUUUCCACCAUUUCCACUUUCUCUUUCCUGUUUGACGACUUUGAAGUCAUUUUUAUUCUUUUAUUGUUUUUGCAUUGAACAGAAAAAAUCCCAUUCCAGGUUAUUUUCUCAGAUUUUUUUGGAAACUUCUUUUCUUUCCAUUUAGAGACAUAUUUUCAAUGUUGUGGUGAAUCGUGAAUUGGAGCAUUGACCUGAAAUCAACUAUCUAGUUGGCUCUUUUGAGUUACAUGUUAGAACAAACCCAACAGUAGCUGCUUUUCCAUUACAAAUGGGCGCAGAAUUUUGAGCUUUAGACGCCUUCCACAACACUCUGAUAGAGGGUUGUGUUAGUUUUUGAUACUAUUGUAGAAAAAACACAAUUUCACAAUUGCAGUGUUUCCAUUAAAUGAAAUCUCAUAGCAAUCACACAUGAAUAAAUUUGUUUACGUGAUAAGUCAUUAAAAAAUAUGCAGCGCCAUCCUUCAUGUUGUCUUCUUCAUGGUUUGUGCAUGGUCAGUGCCAACAUCUGGUUGUUGAUUAUUUGACCCGUGUGAGGAGAAAAAAGUCUUCCCAUUGAAGUUUUGAGAAAUAAACCAAUUUUGACACAUCUAGAAACCCACCUCAUUAUAGCAUCAAAACUUGUUUUUUCGAAAUUGCCAUUUUUACAUUAUGCAAAUUUAUUUUCCAAAUGUCAAAUUGCACAAUUCUAAUGGAAACACAGCUACUGUUCUGUUACGGUAGUUGAGCUGUUGUUAUUAUUGUCAGUAGUAUAUGAAGCCAGUCACAUUAGGACUUAAAAACUGUAACAUCCACCUUUAGACUUGCUUUGUCCAUUGAAAUCAAGUUGUUUUUUUUACCUACAUUAAUGCUUUUGAAAGAUUUGAACAACUGACAAUUGAUCACACUAUGCAUCUGGUAAUAUCUACUUAAUCCAACUCUAAAUAUUCAUUUACCGCUAUAUUAAUAACCAGUAUCUUGUUUUAUGCAAUAUAUGAGUUUAAUUUCCGAAUACCACAACUGCUAAUGAGCUUUAUUAACCUUCAGCUUGUAAGUCAAUUAGCACCAUAAUAAUUCUUUGUUAGUGUAGCAGUGAGUUUUUCUGCAAAGUCAAGUGUGGAAAACUCACUUGUGAAAACUCACUUGUGAGUUUUCCACACUUGACUUAUCAAGUGUGGGUUGACUUAUCUGGUGUGAAUUCACUCUAAGUGUGCUCAAUAUUUAGAAAAUAUUGAGCACACAUAGCAUUUUUUUCAUCAUUUUUGAGUUUAAAUCUCAAAAUGAGUAUGUAAGUCAUAGAAUCUUUCCUUCUCAUUCUUUUUAAUUGUCCAAGUGACCCUAAGACUCUAUUUUACAUUUGAAGUUGCUGUCACACAAACGAUAGAAAAUUUUAUUUUAUAAAAUAAAUUGUUUUUCUCAUAAAAUAAAUUGUUUUUAGCCAGCUUGAUGUUAUGUCAGUGGUUCUUAACCCUAAUACAUGGCCAAACAGCUUCAGAACUAUUUCUUUCCUUACUUCAAAAUACAGGCCUCAAAAAUAGACAAAACUGAAACAGCAGCUUCACUUUUUCAAGAAAUAGUGUGGCUUUUUAGGAUCACAAAAUCUUAUUCCACAUAAUCUACAUCUCAUAGCAAAUCUGAUUUUUGUUUCCAGUUGGGAGUCCAACCAGGUUUUUCCAGACCUAAACAGUCCUAAAAACAAUAAAAAUGUAUAGUUCAACCACCAGAUGUGGUCAGUUUGUUUGAUUAGCUUCAUUUUAUUUUCCUUUUUCUUCAUACUUUCUUUUCUGAUAUUAUUUUUUGCUAAGUACAGCUCAACAUCAACAUUUGACACUAUGGAGUUUUCUGUUGUGACUCGGCUUCAAAGCUCUUUUAUAAAAGUGGUCUACUCAAUGUCCAAAGGAAGUACCCUAAGUGUCAAAUAGUAUGCUAACAUGUUCAUAUUUUACAUUGUGCAACUGUGGGCAGUGGGCAGGGUUUUUUGCUAUUAUUUUUUUGUUAAAACAUAGUUGUAGUUAAGCCUAAUGUCUUUAAUGUCUUCUCAUGCUCAAAUAAGAAAAAAAAAGUGUUUUUUUUUCCCUGGCCUUGUGCUUUAAUUAAUGCUACAAAGUACAAUCUAAAAGGAAGAAAGUGAUCAGUCAGCUUUAUGGAUUAAAACUAAAAUUAUCACAGAGAAGCAAGAUGUCUAUUAAUAUCCACAAGGUCCGUACAGACAGAUUAGCUUCUGUGGUUGGAACGGAGGAGACGCUGUAUAAUGUAUAUAGCUUGCAUAUGAUUUUUAAAACCUGGCCAUCAAAGACAACCUUACUUCUUUUAUAUAGUGUGUUCUCUGGCCUUAAUACUGAUGUAUUAAUCAAUGAUCUCUGUGAGAUACUGACAUGUAGAGUGGCAUUUUCAUAUUGAAAAGUAACUGUAUUGUCUUGUAUACUAAAAUUGUGCAUGGUGAUAAUUGUUAAUUUGUGUUUUUUUUUCUAUAACUGUAACUUAGUAAAAAUGUUUAUUCCAACCAA